Messenger RNA from Marchantia polymorpha subsp. ruderalis, 447 nucleotides. The record is from the annotation of a GenBank genome assembly. Lineage: Eukaryota; Viridiplantae; Streptophyta; Marchantiopsida; Marchantiales; Marchantiaceae.
AUGACUUGGUUUGAGAACAAGGUCACCGCAGUUGACAAACAUCGAACUACGACUAGAGGGAGCGUGGUUAGCACCGGCGGAGCGGAGGAUUGCUCAAGGGGGGUGGGGCUUGGGUUGGGGUUGAGGGAAGGGGAAGGGGAAGGGGAGGGGUGGGGGUUUACUCUGGCUGGAGAGCCGGUUAACCAGGGGGUGUGGAGGUGGGGUUGGGGGAGGAAAGGAGGCACCUACCACGGGGCACGAUGGCAGGGGCUUACUGAUGGCGAGAACAUGGAGGGCGGGGGCAGGGCUGCACUGCCCGAGAACCUGCGGGGGGGAAGCCAAUGGCUAGGCGGGGGUGGUUCCGAGGGCCUAGGCGGGGGCUCGCAGGGGACUACGCCACGAGCGUCAGCACAUCAUUCACAGAAGAGCUUGGCAUCUUGCACAGCGAGCGAUAUGUCGAGCUGCUGA